ACUCAUUAACGGACUAUAAGAUCCAGCUGCCCUUGCCGAAACGUAAACUGGGCCGAAAGGAGAGCUUCGAUCAUUUAGACGUUUGCUUCACGCGCAGCAAUCGCGGCAACAACUUGCUGACCAUCAAUGGGAAGCCCUUCACUCUGAACCGCAGGAUCAAGGACGCCUGCUAUUGGGAGUGCGUGAAGCUGCGCUGCAAAUACAUCAAGUGCACGGCUAGAGUAGUGACCAAAUCCAAUCAGAUAUCCGCUCUGCGUGGGCAGCACAAUCACCCAUAGAAAGCAAGACACAAAUAAAUCUGAUUUUUGUUCAAAUUUAAAAGAAAUGAACUUCAAUUCUUUAUGGUCGGAGGCACAUUCUAUGUCAACCCAAAGCUAACUAUUUCCGGUCUUUGCAGGUGAUCCUCGGCUGGCACGCUGCAGCAGCAGCAGCAGCAGCGGCAGUGGCUAUCGCCUUGUGGCCAAUCGUCGAGGAGGCCAGAAUCUCCUGUACAAUGGAUAUAUGUACACCGUGGAACGCAAGUAUCUGACGACCAUCAACUGGGUCUGCGCGAAAAAUGGCAACGUGAAGCUGCGCUGCCCGGCGCGGUGCGUGACCAACUCGAAUCGCAGCAUCAAGCUGAGUCACCGCAAACACAAUCAUCCCAGCAAUCUUUACCAAAUGCACAAGUCUCGAACUAGGCCGUAAUAAACAGCAGCUCUGUACAUACAUAA
Drosophila arizonae is the source of this 713-nucleotide messenger RNA. RefSeq lists its product as uncharacterized. The record is from RefSeq and is a predicted model, not a curated record. Lineage: Eukaryota; Metazoa; Arthropoda; Insecta; Diptera; Drosophilidae.